Messenger RNA from Neogale vison (American mink), 3410 nucleotides. RefSeq names its product sphingosine-1-phosphate receptor 2 (gene S1PR2). The record is from RefSeq and is a predicted model, not a curated record. Gene Ontology annotation, molecular function: sphingosine-1-phosphate receptor activity. The transcript has 2 exons. Gene Ontology annotation, biological process: sphingosine-1-phosphate receptor signaling pathway. NCBI's taxonomy places the organism in Eukaryota, Metazoa, Chordata, Mammalia, Carnivora, Mustelidae. Gene Ontology annotation, cellular component: membrane. Bases 932 to 1990 code for a protein of 352 amino acids.
UUUUCAGAGCGCCUUCUGUGUGCCAGGCAUCACGCCAAAGGGGCUGAAAACAGACUUGGUCGCUGGCCUCCAACACUCAUAUUCUACCACGGAAGCCAGACAGAACACAAUAAAAUACAAUAAUGAUCUCUGAGGAUGGCAAGUUGUGUGAAGAUAAUGAAGUAAGAUGCUGUCAUAGAGAUGCCCCCCGGGAAGGUGGCUAAGGCAGACCAACGAUCAGAGGAGACCCCUCUGAGCCGGUGACCUUAAAACCGAAACCAGAAGGAGGGGAAGACAGUCAUUCCAGAAUUUGAGGGAAGGGCAUGCCAGGUGGAGGGAGAGCCAAGUCUCUGAGGUAGGGAUGGGGGUGGCACCCAGGAGGCCAGCGUGGUUGAAGUGGAGAGGCCCUGGGGGAGCGUGGGAGGAGGCUAGAUUGGCAAGGGCCAGGCCAUUUUGGGCAGUGGGGAGCCAUGGAAGAAUUAGGAGGUGAGGGAGUGACACAGUGUAUUGGCUUUGUGAAUUAAACAGCUCCCCCUGGUAGCUACACGGAGAACCGCAGUGUAGGGCGCUCCUGACGGCUUAAGGAAAACCAAAAGUAGGGGUGGGGGCACUACCCUAGGGCCAAUGGCAGGGAUCAGUGAGUGACAGUGGGACUGUUAUGUUAGCACAGGGCCUGCCUCAGUGGAACUUGGAGGAGGGGCUCCUGGAAGCCGCUGAGGCUUUCCCUGUCCUUCCUCUCUUCUAAUCUCCCACGAAACAGUCUUGGUCUAUCUUCCCUUCCCUCCAAACCCUGUCACUUGUCCCUCUCAUUGCAUUUCAGGCCUGGCCAUUCCCUGGCUGUGACCAGGGAAUGGUAACCAGUGACCUCUUACUGAGCCUCUGGGAAGAAGUUAGGACGGCCUUGGUGAAGCUCUGACAGCCCCAUGGCCCUGGCGGGCCACUGAGCCCCACCAUGGGCAGCCUGUAUUCAGAGUACCUAAGCCCCAGCAAGGUGCGGGAACACUACAAUUACACCAAGGAGACUCUGGACACUCAGGAGACGCCCUCCCGCCAGGUGGCCUUGGCCAUCAUCAUCAUCCUCUGCUUCGCCAUCGUGGUGGAGAACCUGCUGGUGCUCAUCGCGGUCGCUCGCAACAGCAAGUUCCACUCAGCCAUGUACCUGUUCCUGGGCAACCUGGCCGCCUCGGACCUGCUGGCUGGAGUGGCCUUCGUCGCCAAUACCUUGCUGUCGGGUCCGGUCACACUGGGGCUGACCCCGGUGCAGUGGUUUGCCCGAGAGGGCUCCGCCUUCAUCACACUCUCCGCUUCUGUCUUCAGCCUCCUGGCCAUCGCCAUUGAGCGGCAUGUGGCCAUUGCCAAGGUCAAGCUCUACGGCAGCGACAAGAGCUGCCGUAUGCUGCUGCUGAUCGCGGCCUCGUGGCUCAUCUCACUGGCUCUCGGCGGCCUGCCCAUCCUUGGGUGGAACUGCCUGGGCCAUCUCGAGGCCUGCUCCACUGUUCUGCCGCUCUACACCAAGCACUACGUGCUCUGUGUGGUCACCAUCUUCUCCGUCAUCUUACUGGCCAUCGUCGCUCUGUAUGUCCGCAUCUACUGCGUGGUCCGCUCCAGCCACGCCGAUGUGGCGGGCCCCCAGACGCUGGCCCUGCUCAAGACGGUCACCAUCGUGCUGGGUGUCUUCAUUGUCUGCUGGCUGCCGGCCUUUAGCAUCCUGCUCCUGGACUAUGCCUGCCCCGUCCGGUCCUGCCCUGUCCUCUACAAGGCCCACUACUUCUUUGCCUUUGCCACUCUGAACUCGCUGCUCAACCCCGUCAUCUACACGUGGCGCAGCCGGGACCUGCGGCGGGAGGUGCUGCGGCCUCUGCGGUGCUGCAGGCGGGCGGCGGGGGUUCAAGGACGGCGGGGUGGGACCCCGGGCCAUCGGCUCCUGCCUCUCCGCAGCUCCAGCUCUCUGGAGAGGGGCACGCACAUGCCUACGUCGCCCACGUUUCUGGAGGGCAACACGGUGGUCUGAGGGGCAAAUAGGCCCCCAGGCCAUAGCACAGGGCUCUGUGAGCUGUCUCCCUGGACAGAGAGGGGGCUGCGAAGCCAGAUGCCCGUACACCACAGACCUGGGUGACAUUGAAACUAUUUCACCCUGCGCUCGGCCCACUGAGACCCCCACCCGGCAGAUGGCAGAGCUCCAGUGGGGUCAGAGGCUAGUGCAGUAACUAAUGUGACCGCUUUAAGAACCAGAUCAAGGGGAGGCCCCAGGGGACCUGGAAGGGGCCUAGGGUGACACAGCAGGCAAGCACUCAGGUGACACGGCAGGUGGCACUCCAGGGCAGGGGAGCUCAGGGCAGGAACAAUUCACAACCCGAUACAAGGGAUUUCAACAUUUCACGACUCUCUGACCCUCUGCCCUGCAUGGAACUUCCCUCUCUGAAUCCAGCCCCGCUGUCACCUUUUCCUGACAACCUUAAGCCACUUCCCCACAACCACUGUUCCCAAAGGGCUGGAGGCCUCCUCCCUGACUGUCCUGGGCGGCCCCAGCUGACAGUUGCAAGGCCCCAGUCCACAGCUUCCCCAAAUUUCACCAGCUGCCCACUUUGGCGGCUUCUUCCCUUUCCUCUGUCUCUCCACGCGAUGCUGGCAAACCACAGGGUUGGGGGUAGAUGCUGGAUGCUAUUCUCAGACCUCAUUGGCCAAUUGCACUAUUUGGGGCACAAAGGAGUCACCAAGGGCUGGAAAAACUGGUCUGGGGGGCUGAGGAGGGCUCUGGGCCUCCUGGUGGGAAAGGGUGGAACUUGAGAAGGUUCUAGGGGAGCUGUUGGCAGAGGACCCCCAUUCCUAAAAACCACCACCCUGCCCAAGGUACUCCCACCUCCAGCGCAGCCAGGGUAACCAGAUCUCCUGAGGCAGGGCAGCCUUGAGCCCGCUGUGCCUCCUUUCAAGUUGCAUUGUAUGGAGAAACAUGGGGGCCAAGGACGAUGAUUGUGGGGUGCUCCCUUCUCGCCUGCCCCAGAAGGACUUCGCUAAAUUCCAUGGAUAAAUGGAAGGGAUGUUGCGGUACAAAUAUAUAUUUAUGUGUGUCUGUGUGUGUGUGUGUGUGUGUGUGUGUGUGUGAUGCGUGUGACCUCCUCUCCCCACUGUGCUCCCCCAGAAUGGAUGCUGUUGUUGUCUCACGUCUGUGUUGAAGCUGCCAAAGAGGGGUCGGCCCCCGCACAGACCCCUUUGUAAUUGCUGGCUCAUCUCCCCACUUGAGAGCUGGGGUACAGCUCGCCUCGGGGAAGGAAACCUCAUGCCUCAAAGCAAUUUCUUGUGAAUGCAAAGGCUGGGGAAGAGGGUGUUGGGGGGCAAGGAGCCAGUCGGGGGCCUGGCUCCCCCCAUACAGCUCCCCAGAUGCCCCUCGUGCCUGAGACCCGGACCCAGGCCAAUAAACGGUUCAAUUCCUC